Molecule: messenger RNA, 618 nt
Organism: Symbiodinium sp. CCMP2592
Lineage: Eukaryota; Dinophyceae; Suessiales; Symbiodiniaceae
Source: the annotation of a GenBank genome assembly
AUGUCCCUUGCGCUGGCAUUUCCAGGCGUGGCGUCCAGGGCAAACGUGAGCCUCGCGCCUCGCCGUCUACAGGAUACAUACACCUUCCUGACAUCGCAGCUGAACUGCCAGAUGUGCUGCGAGGAGGAGUGGCGGUCGUGCCUUUGCAUGCUGAGUUGCGACAUUUUCCAGGGCGAAUGCGAUGGUGUCGAGGAAGUGGAGACGUGCAACGUCGUGCGUGCGUGCUACAGGAGGAUCGACGAUGCUUCCCCAAGAGGCUUCGACUUCGAGUGGCAGUGUCGUUUAAUGAAGUGCAUCUCCUACUGCCUGAGGCACUCGGAGGUUUGCGAGCCAAUUCGGAACGAGUUCGUCGCGGACUGCAACCGAGGGCGUGAGGGCGAGCUUCAAGCUUGUGAUGUGGUGUGCUCACGGGUGCGGCCAAGAGCGUUACUGCCGUGGACGCUUGCCGCCUUUCUAGUGAUCGCCUGCACCGACUUAUCGUGGAGCUGCGUGCCCGAUGAGCCCGUGCGAAGACGCCACGGGACAAAGAUGCUUCUUAGAAAGACUGAGACGCCUUCGAGACGUGAACAGCGGGAUAGAUCCACUGAUCUUGACCCGGGGCUCGCCGGGGGCUUGUAA